Molecule: messenger RNA, 1357 nt
Organism: Diospyros lotus (date-plum)
Lineage: Eukaryota; Viridiplantae; Streptophyta; Magnoliopsida; Ericales; Ebenaceae
Product: putative F-box protein At3g16210
Exons: 1
Coding region: 61-1173 (370 amino acids)
Molecular function (GO): protein binding
Source: RefSeq, a predicted model, not a curated record
UGUCGUCCUCGUACCCUUCCCUUUGGCUUUGGGUGCGUUUCUUGCUUCUGAACGAGAACAAUGGGCGAUGGGCUACCGGAAGACCUGAUCGUCAAUAUCUUCUCGAGACUGCCGGUCAAGACUUUAGUCCGAUUCAGGUGCGCCUGUAAACGCUGGAACGAACUAAUUCGUUCCCCUGAUUUCGUCGAUAUUCACUUCAACGCCAACAAUCAGAACGAGGGGGCGAGGAGAGGCUCUAUCACCCAUCACAUUAAUGGCGGCGCGAUCUUCUCCGUGCGGGUCAACGAAGCGACCGCCGAUCUGAGCCUGCCAGUUCCAGAUGUCGAAAGGGCCGUAGAUGUGGUGGGUUCUUCCAACGGCUUAGUCUGCCUUGUGGUUCGUCCUUGGGACUACGCCUUGUGGAACCCUGCAACUAGAGAGUUCAGGUUUCUCCCCAAACCCGAAGCUAAGUUGGGCGGUAGAUUUAACUCCCUAGGGUCGGGAUUUGUGUUUGAUCCGAAAAGCAAGGAUUACAAGGUGGCGAUAAUCACAGUCAGGAAUGAUAAUGGCAGAUACAUUACUCAAGUUGAUGUGUUCACAUUGAGUAGUAACUCCUGGAAAAGCAUCCGACUCAAUCUCCCAUCUGAGGUCUUAAGAAUUUCUUCUGUUAGACCAGUUUUCGUCAAUGGAUGCAGUUACUGGAUUGCGGUUCUUCCCUGGGAGGGAAAAAAUCGAAGGCACGCAUUGCUUUGCUACAACAUAGGCAAAGAGAAUUUCAGGGCACUGAUUCAUCUGCCAUGCGAUCUUAAAGAUGGCUUCCAGGCAAGUGUUAAGGUAUCCGGAGACUCGCUUGCGAUGUUUGUUUGGACCCAUAAUUUUAGUUAUCCCGAAAGGACUUGGUUUGAUGUUUGGGUGCUGAAUGAACACGGUGAUGGUGGUGCCAAUUAUUCUUGGAGUAAACAGCUAUCUGUUGGCCCUUUGGAAAUGAUUGCACUGCCGUAUCGGUUUUGGGUGGAGGAUGGAGUUGAAUUAGUUGUUCUUCAUAUUCCGGACGAAGCCACUGGCGGCUUAAACCUGUUCACGUUCAAUCCCGUUACCCGACAAAUCAAGAAAUUUCAGGGCGAUUGUCCGCAUGACGGCUGCACCUUCCCGCAUGAAGGCUGCACCUACUUCGAGAGUCUUAUUCCGGUUUGAAUCAAAUCUGUUUGAAGAAAAUCUUCUUUCUCUAUGCGUAAGAAGAUAUAUAUUUGGUAGUGUUGUUCCCGUUCGUUUUCUACUUAUGUUAUAUUGUAAAUGGGGAUAGCGAAAUCUUGAUGCCUAUGCCGAUUUCUUACUGGUUUUGUUCUCUUAACAGCAAAUAUGGUUAUGGUUUUCCGUA